AUGACCGCCGAAACAGUCGGAAAGGCUUUAAUAUCGUGGAUAUCCAGGUUUGGAUGUCCUACCGAUAUUGUCACCGAUCGCGGACGACAGUUUGAAUCGUCACUUUUCCAGUAUCUUGGAAUAUUUAUUGGAUUCAAACAUCGCAGGACAACCGCGUAUCACCCUGCCUGUAACGGGCUAGUGGAACGAUUCCACCGCCAGUUGAAAGCAGCCAUAAUGUGCCACGCUGAUUGCAAUUGGGUAGACACGUUACCUUUAGUGCUUUUAGGCAUAAGGAGCGCGUUUAAAGACGACCUUCAGUCGUCUUCUGCUGAACUGGUGUACGGAGAGCCGCUUCGUCUGCCUGGAGAAUUUUUCCAGGCUACCGCUCCGGAUUCUACCGAUAUAUCGGACUUUAACUAUCGCCUACGUCAGUUCGCAGCUAAACUCCAGCCGACACCAGCUGCACGUCACAAUGAAGACAACAAAAUUUUUGUCCACAAAGAUCUGACUUCGUCUAGUCACGUGUUUUUAAGGGACGAUGCAUUGCGUGGCGCUUUACAGCCACCUUACACCGGACCCUAUGAAGUUCUCGAACGAGGUGAAAAGACUUUUAAGAUACAGGUCAAAGGGAAGAGUGUUACUGUAUCCAUAGACCGCCUCAAACCAGCCUAA
This is a messenger RNA of Bombyx mandarina (wild silkworm), 654 nucleotides long. RefSeq lists its product as uncharacterized. The record is from RefSeq and is a predicted model, not a curated record. Lineage: Eukaryota; Metazoa; Arthropoda; Insecta; Lepidoptera; Bombycidae.